CCAUAUCCAAGUACCCAUUAUAUUUGAAAAGCUAACUAACUUACAUACAUACGUAUUAUUAUUAUAAAUUAUUGAUUAAGAAGGCACAUGUCCGAACUACACCAGGCAGCUGCAGCUGGGGAUUAUGACUUGGUGGAAGAAAUUGUGAAGAAGAGUAGAUGUAACCCAAACCAGAAAGACAUUGACUGGAACAACAAGACACCAUUGCACUGGGCGGCAGCAAAAGGGCAAACAGAUAUGGUGAAGAUCCUGGUGGAGAACGGGGCUAGGCCAUGCCUCAGGACGGAUUCUGGCUGGACUCCUGCCCACUUUGCAGCCGAAUCUGGGAAGCUGAGCAUCCUUCGCUUGCUGCACUUGCUCCAUGCCCCCAUAGACAAAGAGGACUGCUUUGGAGACAGAGCUAUUAGGAUUGCCGACAUAUAUGGCCAUAAAAAUUGUGUGGAAUUCCUAGAAACUGCGGAAGUGGAGUGCAGGGACUACCGGCGGAUGGCGCGUCUCAGGGGUGUUGUUCUGGAUGACACUGAUGAAGAGUGGGAGAUACAGUACAAAUGGAACAAAUCGUGCAUAGGAGGGGAGGACAAAGUGACAAAAAGGGGAAAAUGUGUUUUUCCCAAAAAAACUGUUAAAUUACAAACUAAAAAAAAGGACCAGCGAUCAUCUUUUCAGCAACCGAACGGACCAGACGACAACGCGCGGCUGAGACGGGAACACAUCAACUUUAGGAUUCAGCGUAUGGACUCAGUAAGACAACAAACAUUCAGGCAUAGCCAGUGUGUAGUUUAGUCUUAACUGAUAUUGUGAGUCUGUGUUUUCUAUAUUUUCCAUCAUUUCAUGUGAAUGUAUUUUGUUAGCUAUAUAUAUAUAUAUAUAUAAAUAUAUAAAUAUGUGAAUCGAU
This is a messenger RNA of Conger conger (European conger), 895 nucleotides long. RefSeq names its product ankyrin repeat domain-containing protein 66. Gene Ontology annotation, molecular function: protein binding. The transcript has 4 exons. The record is from RefSeq and is a predicted model, not a curated record. The coding region runs from base 88 to 783 and encodes 231 amino acids. NCBI's taxonomy places the organism in Eukaryota, Metazoa, Chordata, Actinopteri, Anguilliformes, Congridae.